AUGGAUUUGACUAUGAAGGCACCAGAAGUAGUCAACUUCCAACAGAAUGUGUCUGAUUCGUGUGAAAGGUUGACCAUCAUCAACCUUUCAACAAGAUUUAACCAGUCUGUCCAUUUGUCCCCAAUCAGUGGUCUUCUAAAGGCAAAAUUCAACGGUAUUUCAAAGAAAGAUAAUGUGAACAUAGCAAUAGUGACUGUGGUGAUCGACUUCACUGCAACAUGGUGCGGACCAUGCCGCUUCAUUUCUCCAAUCUUAGAUGAGAUUGCCAAGAAGCUUCCAAAUGUUCUUUUCCUCAAGGUGGAUGUUGAUGAAAUGAAGUCAAUUGCCGAGGAGUUCAGUGUCGAGGCCAUGCCGACGUUUGUGCUUAUGAAGGAAGGAAAGGUCGUGGACAAGGUUGUGGGAGCUGCCAAGGAGGAGCUGAGCGGGAAGAUUGCGAAGCACAGUGCAACUGCAUGCAUAGAAGUACCGAGAAUAAGAUGGUCCUUCAACUGCAUGCAUCCGUGGAGCUGCCAAGGUAGGGGUAGUAUUCGCCUAAAUAAAAUGGUCCUUCAACUCUGAGUUCGAGAAUAAGAUGUGUGUCAGCCGCUGCUUGCUACCGCUCAACUCAUGGAUAAGCUGGCACUGGUGCAGAUACGUAAUGUAAUGUUAAGCCCUCUUAAUCGCGCACACUGGCGACAAACUGUAUGUGAUGAUAACAUCGGUCCACGAAUAAAAA
Messenger RNA from Aegilops tauschii subsp. strangulata, 715 nucleotides. Lineage: Eukaryota; Viridiplantae; Streptophyta; Magnoliopsida; Poales; Poaceae. The record is from RefSeq and is a predicted model, not a curated record.